Messenger RNA from Cylicocyclus nassatus, 370 nucleotides. The record is from the annotation of a GenBank genome assembly. NCBI's taxonomy places the organism in Eukaryota, Metazoa, Nematoda, Chromadorea, Rhabditida, Strongylidae.
GGGCGCAACCAAGCAGCAUGCGGGAGGCUCGCAUAUUUUUCAUGCUUGCGGUGAUACUUCUCAUCACAAUGAUGACGUGUCGAUCAAUGCCGUCAAAAGAGCUACAAUACAAAAGGAUGUUACAAGAAAUCAUCGGCGGAGAGGACACUCCAUAUCCAGUAUUCCCCGUGGCCAUGUUCCCCGAUCGUCUGCCAGCACUACAAAACUACUGGUAACACCACGGCUCACCAACUGUUUCAACACUGGAUAUUCUUGUCAAGAGAUCAUCGUUCAAACAUUUUCUCAACAUAAGUUUCUUGACUUAUGACAGCAGCUGCGGGAAGAACUACAGCUGAUGUUUGAGAUUAAUAAAAUUUUAUCUGUGGCAAUU